AUGGACCCCGCAGCAGGGCCUGUACUCUAUCAGAAGCUGCUGCUCUGGGAGCCGAGCUUGGAGUCCGGGGAGGAGGAAGAAGAGGGGGAGACAUUGGAGCCACUGGUUCUCGAUCCCUGGAGGCCCCGGGACUCCUCUGGGAACAAGCCCAGUAGGCUGCCCAGAGCCUGGGCCCAACUAGCGGCAGCCCUGCUGUUGCUGGCCAUUGGCUGCUCCCUGGCCGUGUGGCAGAUCCAAACUAAGGGCGGUUCGACAGGAAGCUUGGGCUCUGUGGCCCCUCCACCCAGCGGACACUCCCACCACCCAGGUGUAUACCACCACAGUGCCAUCAUCAGCCCUGCAGCCACGUGCUCUCACCUGGGACGAGAGCUGCUUGUUGCUGGGGGCAAUGUCGUGGAUGCAGGAGUUGGAGCUGCUUUGUGCCUGGCAGUGGUGCAUCCUCAUGCCACAGGGCUAGGUGCCACGUUCUGGGGCCUCUUCCACAACAGCUCCUCAGGCAAUACAAUGGCCCUAAUGUCAGGCCCAGCCCAGACCCUGGCCCCUGGCCUGGCACUGCCUGCCGCUCUACCUACCCUGCACUUGCUUCAUGCACGCUUCGGCCGCCUGCCCUGGCCACACCUCCUGGUGGGCCCUACCACGCUGGCUCAAGAGGGCUUCCUGGUGGACACGCUCCUGGCAAGGGCUCUGGCAGCUCGGGGCACAGAUGGCCUCUGUCCGCUGCUUUGCCAUGCCGAUGGGACGCCCCUGGGCCCUGGGGCCCGAGCUACCAACCCCAAACUGGCAGCUGUGCUACACACGGCAGCACUUGCCCCCACCUCAGACCUUGCCGGGGAUGCCCUACUGAGUCUGCUGGCCAGAGACCUGGGGGUGGAGGUACCCUCUGCUGGCCCCAGGCCUAUCUUGGAGCCAGCACUGCAGCUACCUAUGCCCCAGGGCAUCCUGUUCACCAUCCCUGGCCCCUCCACUGGCCCAGAACUGCUGGCACAGCUGGAGGCAGCCUUACUCUCUGGGGCGCCCAACCCGGACCCCUGCCCGCCACUCCCGCAAACUGCCAUGACCCCUGCCAGCAGCAUUCUGGCCACUGUGGACAGCAGUGGCUCUGUGCUCCUUCUCACCUCCUCACUCAACAGCUCCUUUGGCUCUGGACACCUGUCCCCAAACACUGGGGUUCUGCUGAGCAACCUGGUGGCCAGGUCUGCAACUAGCACCUGGGCCUGCCCCCUCAUCCUCCGCAGCAGCCCAGAUGACACCGAGGCCGAUGUGUUGGGGCUGGUGGCUUCAGGAACCCCUGAUGUGGCCAGAGCCAUAACUCAGGCCUUACUCAGCCAUCUGGCAGGGCCCCAAACCCAGGCCCAGCACCAGCACCAGGCCCAGCAAGGACAAAUGGAGAGUGCCAGUGCUUGUGGCCAAGGGACCCUGCUCCAGGUGGCAGCCCAUGCAGAGCAUGCCCAUGUCUCCAGUGUCCCCAGUGACUGCUGCCCCUUCCAGGGGUUCUAA
Molecule: messenger RNA, 1497 nt
Organism: Propithecus coquereli (Coquerel's sifaka)
Lineage: Eukaryota; Metazoa; Chordata; Mammalia; Primates; Indriidae
Gene: GGT6
Product: gamma-glutamyltransferase 6
Exons: 4
Coding region: 1-1497 (498 amino acids)
Cellular component (GO): extracellular exosome
Source: RefSeq, a predicted model, not a curated record